This is a messenger RNA of Larimichthys crocea (large yellow croaker), 5055 nucleotides long. RefSeq names its product NACHT, LRR and PYD domains-containing protein 5. Gene Ontology annotation, molecular function: protein binding. Bases 160 to 3192 code for a protein of 1010 amino acids. NCBI's taxonomy places the organism in Eukaryota, Metazoa, Chordata, Actinopteri, Sciaenidae. The record is from RefSeq and is a predicted model, not a curated record. The transcript has 9 exons.
AUCACAUGAUUUCUAUCUUCACUCUGUGACGCUGUGUCGGACGGUCUUUGCUUCAGGUCCAAACAAUAUUUUGGAUUCAGAAAUCAGCGAGGAGACAAACGUUACUGAGACAAACGUUACUGAGACAAACGUUACUGAGACAAACCUGCAGCAGUAAAAAUGGAAGCGAAGAAGAGGAAGAGGAAGACGUCAGUCAGUUCACCGAUACGUGAAGCUGAGUCCUCGGGUUUCAGCUGUCUCUCCAUGAAGAGUGAUAGAUCCAAGUUCUUGCCACCCAGCUUUGCUAAAGAAAAGACACAGAGCCAGCAGCCCGGGCCAUCCAGUUGUUCAGUGUGUGAGGAAGUUUUGGAGGAUCCAGUCCAUUUACCCUGUGGACACCGGUCAUGUAAACAGUGUGUCAGCUCAGACAACAACUGCAAGAAGUGUGGAAAGAAAUUCAGAAGAGAUCCUGAAUACCAGAGAGAUGCUGAGGAAGACACUGGGAUCAACUCAACUAAGAAGAAUCUUAAAGAAGCAAUGCAAAAGAAAUUUGCUUUCAUAUCUGAAGGCAAUGGUGACCAAGGGAGUCUCCUGAACAGCAUCUACACAGACCUCUACAUGACCACAGGAGAGAGUGCAGUUCCACAUGAAGAACAUGGCUUUAGACAUGUCAAACAUGAAUUCUCUGAAAAAUCAGUCAACCUCAGUGACAUCUUCAAACCUUUGCCUGGCCGAGAGAAACAUAGAACAGUCGUGACGAAGGGCGUCGCAGGCAUUGGGAAAUCAUUCGCUGUGCAGAAAUUCAUUCUUGACUGGGUCGAGGGGAGAGCAAACCAGGACAUUGAUUUCAUUUUCAGCCUUGCUUUCCGAGAGGUGAAUUUGAUUACAGAUGACAAAAGCUUGAUUGACCUCCUGACUGAAUUCCAUCCUGCACUUCAGAGUUUUAAAGAUUCAGGUGAUUUUGUCAGGGCCAGAGUCACGGUGAUCCUGGACGGACUGGAUGAAAGCCGACUUCAGCUGGAUUUUAAGAACAAGCCAGUAACUUCUGUUAGUGAAGUAACGUCUGUCGGCAAUCUCCUUACGAACCUCAUCCAGGGUAACCUUCUCCCGCAAGCAAAACUCUGGAUAACAUCCCGUCCAGCAGCAGCUGAUCAGAUCCCCGGACGAUAUGUCGACGUUGUAACAGAGAUAAGAGGGUUCAGUGACCCACAAAAAGAGGAGUACUUCAAAAGGAGAUUUAGUCAUGACCCAGGCCUCGGUGAAAGGAUAAUUUCCCACAUUCGCUCUUCACAGAGUCUUGACAUCAUGUGCCAGAUCCCGAUCUUCUGCUGGAUUUCUGCCAUAUUGUUUCAGGAGGUUUUUGGGGGAGACGAGAAAGCGGAAGUCCCUCAAACUCUGACUGAGAUGAUGGCGCAUUUCCUGUCUGUCCAGACAAAACGAGGAAACAGAAAAUAUGAGAAGAAGACAGAGAAGAGCAAAGAGAAAUUUCUGGCGACACACCGAGAUUUUCUUCUGAAACUCGGACAGCUCGCAUUUGUUCAGCUGCUCAAGAACAACCUCAUCUUCUACGAUGAAGACUUCAAAGACUGUGGCAUUGACAUCAAAGAAGCAAACAUCUGCUCUGGAUUUUGCACCACAGUUCUCCGAGAAGAAGAUAUAUUUUCCCAGAAAAAGGUCUUCUUCUUUGUGCACCUGACCGUACAAGAGUUCUUUGCAGCUCUUUUUGUCUAUGACUGUUUCACAAACAAGAAUACAAAAGAGCUCGACAAGUUCCUCGAUCUGGAAGACAAAGAACAUACUUUACUUGAUCUUCUGAAGAUGACAGUUGAGAAAGUGCUGGAGGAGAACAAUGGCCACCUGGACUUCUUCUUGCGAUUCCUCCUUGGCCUUAUGGUUGAGUCCAACCGAAGAGUCCUUCAGGGUCUGCUGAUAUCACCAGACCCGAGCCAAGAUACCGACAAGAAAAUCUUGACUCACCUCAAAGCCCUACGAAGGAAGACUCUCUCUCCUGACAGUAGUAUCAACCUCUUCCAGACCAUGGUCGAGAUGAGAGAUCACAAAGUCAAAGAUGAGAUUCAGGAAUAUCUCAAAUUGUCAGAUCGUUCAAAAACAGAGCUGACUCCCCUCCACUGCUCUGCGGCGGCUUACAUGCUGCAGGUAUCGAAGAAUGAUCUGGAUGUGUUGGACCUAAAGAGUUACAACACAUCAGAUGAAGGCAGAAGGAGGCUGAUACCAGCUGUGAGGAGCAGCAGAAAGGCCAUCCUGGCAGACUGCAAAGUCACUGAAGAGUGGGUCCAGCACUUGGUCUUUGCGCUCAAGUUCCCCUACUCUCCCCUAAGAGACCUGGAUCUCAGCACCAAUGACCUGAAAGAUUCAGGAGUAAAACUGCUCUGUGAUGGACUGUCGAGUCAAUGCUGCAGACUGAAGACACUGAGGUUGUCGGGUUGUCAGGUCACAGAUGAGGGCUGUUCUUAUCUGGCCUCGGCUCUUCGCUCCAACCCAUCUCAUCUGAUAGAGCUGGACCUGAGCUACAACAAUCCAGGAGAAUCGGGAAAGAAAAUCCUCACAGAGCUGAAGGACGAUCCACAAAUCAGCCUCAGUGAACUCAAUUUUGACCAUGGUGGAAUUCACAGGAUGAAACCAGGAUUCAAGAAAUAUGCCUGUGAGCUCACCCUGGACCCCAACACGGCACACAAGAACCUUCUUCUCUCUGAAGACAACAGAAAGGUGACCUGGAUGGAGGAAGCAAUGUCAUAUCCCGAUCACAAAGACAGGUUCGAUCAUUGCCAACAGGUGCUGUGUGAACAGGGUCUAGAUAAGCGCAGUUACUGGGAGAUGGAGGUGUUCGAACCCUUCAUUAUUGGGGUAACAUACAAAACCAUUGACAGGAAAGGGGACUCUGAUAAUUGCAAGCUGGGAAACAACAGCAAGUCUUGGAGUUUCGGUUGCACUAAUGAUGGUUGUUAUGUUAGGCACAACAACAAGAGUACCGGUGUAUCUUCCCUUUGUUCGCGCUCCAGUCGGGUGGGAGUGUAUCUGGACAGGCCGGCUGGCAUUCUGUCCUUCUACAGAGUUUCCUCUGACAGUCGGACGCGCCUCUAUACCUUCAGAGAUCUCAGAGAUCUCAGAGAUCUCGGAGAGUUCACUGAGCCCGUCUAUCCUGCUGUGGAACUUCACAGUGCUUCCUCUGUGCUGUUUUGUCAGCCAACAUAAAGAAACUUUCACUGCAUUCACACGAGUGUAGAUUUGCUUGUGGAUGGUCAGAAAUGAUCAAGGGACUGCUGACUUAUUACAAACUUGGGGUAUUCUUUCUAAAAUCGAUUAGUUUAUAGAUUCAGUGGUUUUAAAAUGGGUAUGUAUUGUCAUGUGUUCAUAACUGAAGUCAGAGGACAGGGCCGUCUAAUCCACUAAUACAGUAAACAUAUUUCCUAUUUGUGAACCAAUAUACCUUAUACUGUAGAUGUAUUGGGUAUGUAGGGACAUAGAGCAGUCUCACAUUAAAAGUCUGAAUUCAGUCAUAUUUCUACAGUCGUGAGCUUCUGGUAUCAUUACUAUGUCAGAGUCUUGGACUUGUUUAGAUUUGAGCAAAUAUCUUUUAAAUGUACAGGUUGGAUAUAGGUAAGGUUUUGUAAAUGUUUCUAUGUGUUAAGUACCACAUUGAAUUUUUAGAUCGCUCUAGCUGCUACUUCUCAAAGAGAAAACAUGGAGCCUAAUUUGCAAGGCACGUACAUAAAUACACACAAUGUAGCUUGAACAUAUCUACCAGAAUAAACCUGAAUCAGAAAUGGCUUGCUACAUGUCCCAAAACACGGGACUUGAACACAGUUUUUUCAUACAAAGACACAAUGUUGGUGUCUUUCAAGCCGGAUCACAAUUAUUCCGUGACCUAAAACCUUAAAGGUAUUUUUUUGUGCCAAAACCCAACCGAACCCAACAGAUCAUGAAACGAUGAUAUGAAUUAGUUUUGUUACAUUUUUGUUUUGUCCUUCUAAAAGCGGCAUGAGAUCAGAUGACAUCAGUUCAUUUUUUUAAGGCAAUGAUAAACAACACAGUUAUAUUUAGUUUGAGGAGUUGCCACAUGUAUGUACAUCUGUAUAAAUAGCUGACUGUCCUAUAUCAUUUUCAACAGUGUAAUUCUGUUCAUAACACAUCUCAGUUUAAAUAUAAGUGAUGAUCAGAGCUGAUAUGUAUCGGCAGCUUUAAUUACAACUUUAUCAAUAUUAGUGUCUGUGUCUGUUGAGCUGUGUUACAGUAGCUUUGACUUUGUUCAGCAGCAUCAUGUAUUGUGUUUAAAUUGUGUUCAUUGAAGUUGUCUAUAGUCACACUAGCAGCAUGACUCCAGAGAAGCCAAUGUCGGUCCACCAUUUGGAACCAAAGUGAAAUAUCUCAACACGUAAUUGUAGAAAUUUAAAGUAACUGUCAGCGUGGUAAGUCAGGAUUGCAAACAUGGCGAACAUGUUCCCUGCUAAACAUCAGCAUCAUGUUAGCGUUUAGCUCAAAGCACUGCUGUGUCUAACAUGGCCGACCACAUUAAAACACAUGUAGUGUAAGAGAAAACAAAAGUCACAAUGCGUCAAGCACCUUUUUAAUGCUGAAGUACUGAACUGAGUCACUAUGACGACCAAAUGCACCAUUACACCUUUUCAGUUAGUCACGUUUCAAAUGUUUCAAAUGAUUCAUGUCAUGUGUUUAUAUAUAUUUUUUUAUAUAUUUGAUAUUUCAUUAUGUUCAUUUACAGAUAAACGAGGUUGUUAGAAAAAAGUAUUCAUGUAAUAUGUACAUCAAAGUAACAGAUGUGUGAUGUAUUGCGUGUAACCAAAGCAGUCAGUCCUGUACCAUUGCUGUGUGUGUUGAUUCCUUGCUGCAAAUAAAACUUACUGAAAAGACUGGAAAGAUUUUUCUAACAGAGAUUCUUCAUCAAAAGAAUCCUAAACGGUUUAAUUGAUAGAAGUCGACAUUUCAAAGUUUCAGUUUUUGCAAAUGGAAGCUUCUGAUUGUCUCUCAGUGUUUUCAUGUAACCUGAUCAUAUAAAAUAAGCUGUUUUCUGUUCUGCUCAAAUAAAGAAAUCAAGUCACA